Betta splendens (Siamese fighting fish) is the source of this 1465-nucleotide messenger RNA. RefSeq lists its product as uncharacterized. The transcript is spliced from 6 exons. The record is from RefSeq and is a predicted model, not a curated record. The coding region runs from base 88 to 990 and encodes 300 amino acids. Lineage: Eukaryota; Metazoa; Chordata; Actinopteri; Anabantiformes; Osphronemidae.
GUGGCCUAGCACCUUGUGGGUGGAGCCAGAAGACGGAACUUUCUGAGAGUUUUAUUUAUUGUUUACAUUUGGGAACAAAGCAGUGGCAUGUUGCCAGAGGAGUUCGUCCGUCGUCUCAACGACAGGGAGUAUAUAAACUGGGUGAAAGCGGGACGAUGUCUGGUGAUUCUGAAGGAAGGUCUGCUUCCCCACACCAACCAGCUCACGAGAGCUUUCCACGGAGACCUGCUCAAUCAAAGCAGCCUGCUGCGGAAGCCCUGCCAGACGUCGUCGUGUAAAUCCAAAGGGAACAAGCUGUUGUCGCCAUGCAGAGGGUGCACUGAGUGGCAGACAGUGAUCCUGAAACACCACAGGCAGCCUGAUGCCACUGUGAACUGGGACAACUGCUCCCCCCCAUCCUGGAGGACAGACCACUGGGAACUGGCCAAGGCUUACAUGCCACGGGGUCAGGGCAAAAAGGGGGCGAAUCAGUGUGACGCCUCAGCUCUUCUCAACUUGAUCAACUACUGUGAUUGUUUCCGGUCUGUGGAUCCAAAAUUAGUGCGUGAGGUCAUUCGAUACAGGAACGAGUUGAUGCAUUCUUGUGACCUAUGUGUUAAGGAUGAAUGGAUGAGACGGUACCAGACCGCUCUGAAAAGCUUCAUGCAACAGUUCAGCCACGUAUCGCAGAUGACCACAGCUGCAAAACAAAUAGAGGAGAUGCUCGCUCUUGAUUUGUCAAUACGGAUAUCUGAUGUGGACCAAAUAGACUCGGCUCACCUGGAAAGUUUACAGACUGAUUCUCUGAGCCAAUGGGAGAGCAAGGCCAAUUUUAUCAGCCAAUGGGAGGCUGAGCUGCUACAAGAAAAGCUGCAGGAAUUGCUGUUGGAUGUGGAUGAUGUAAAGACACAGGACACUAGAGUGAAGAGUCUGGGUACUUUCCUGCAGGCCAACAGAGAUCUGGGUGAGAGGUUUUCAGCCGAGCUCAGAGUCAUUGAGGCGAGAGAAUAGGAAGAGGUGAAAAUAGGAAGUUGAUCAAAGUUCAACCGUUUGUAAUGAACUACAGGCACUUUAGAGGAAAUAUAUGUUAAGAUGGUGGCAUGUUUCAGUCUUUCACUUAAAAUGAUUAUCAUUAAACAGCCACAGGGAGGUGAUGCAGACCCUUCUCACUAGCAGGGAGCAGGUGAAAUGAAAACAUCUGAACAGCUCAGUGAAGCAACAGGCUGAAAUACUAAUACAAGAAAUACUGUAGAAACACUGAAUGCUAUGAUUUGAUGUGUCUACUUCAUAUGGAGUAGCUGGUUCAAAUGCACAUUAACGAUGUAUCGUCUGGAAUUUACUCUCUUUUAAUAUGAAAUAAGGAUCGUUUGUAUUAAGCAUUUAAUUUCCAAAUAACACCAGUGUGCCUGUUAAAUGUUCGGUCUGUAUUGUCUUAAAUGAAUUCUUUCUGAAAUGUAGCAGAAUAAAUAAAUAACAGGGAACAAUU